Colletotrichum higginsianum IMI 349063 is the source of this 1842-nucleotide messenger RNA. RefSeq names its product Major facilitator superfamily transporter. Gene Ontology annotation, biological process: intracellular iron ion homeostasis; transmembrane transport. The transcript has a single exon. Lineage: Eukaryota; Fungi; Ascomycota; Sordariomycetes; Glomerellales; Glomerellaceae. The coding region runs from base 1 to 1842 and encodes 613 amino acids. Gene Ontology annotation, cellular component: endosome; vacuolar membrane. The record is from RefSeq and is a predicted model, not a curated record. Gene Ontology annotation, molecular function: siderophore-iron transmembrane transporter activity.
AUGGGUCUCUUUGGACGCAAGAAGGACGAGGCCGCGUCUGCCGCUGAGACGCCCGUCUCUCCGGUGGUAGACACCUCCUCCUCGCCCGAGAAGAACGCCGUCGUCACGACCAGCCCGCCACCCCCGGCCUACGAGCACACGGACAUCAUCGGCGAAAAGUCGCCCGGUGUCGUCCGCAUCGAGGCCCUCACCGCCGCCAUCACCCGCACCGAUCGCAUCUUCAUCUUCUUCGGCGUCUUCCUCGUCGCCUACGCCUACGGCCUCGACGGCACCCUCCGCUACGCCUACCAGCCCACCGCCACCAACAGCUACGCCACCCACUCGCUGCUCGCCACCGUCAACGUCCUGCGCUCCGUCAUCGCCGCCGCCGCCCAGCCCACCUCGGCCAAGAUCGCCGACGUCUUCGGCCGCGUCGAGCUCGUCUGCGUCUCCGUCCUCUUCUACGUCGUCGGCACCAUCGUCGAGACCUGUGCCACCGGCGUCAAGGCCUUCGCCGCCGGCGCCGUCAUCUACCAGAUCGGCUACACCAUGAUCAUGCUGCUCGUCGAGGUCAUCAUCGCCGAUAUCACCUCCACCCGCGCCCGCCUGCUCUUCAGCUACAUCCCCGCCCUGCCCUUCAUCAUCAACACCUGGGUCAGCGGCAACAUCUCCGCCGCCGUCCUCACCAACAGCUCGUGGCAGUGGGGCAUCGGCAUGUGGUGCAUCAUCUACCCGGUCUGCGCCCUGCCCCUCAUCGUCAGCCUGUCCAUCGUCGGCCGCCGCGCCCGGAAGCAAGGCCUGCUCAACUCGUACACCUCGCCCUUCCGCGCCCUCGGCUUCAAGAAGUUCCUCGUCGAGCUCUUCUGGCAGCUCGACGUCAUCGGCAUCAUCCUCGUCAUCGCCAUCUUCGCCCUCAUCCUCGUGCCCUUCACCAUCGCCGGCGGCUUCACCUCGUCCUGGCACGAGGCCCACAUCAUCGCGCCCCUCGUCAUCGGCAUCCUGUGCAUCCCCGCCUUCAUCCUCUGGGAGCGCAAGGCCAAGCACCCGCUCGUCCCCUUCUACCUCAUGAGAGACCGUGGCAUCCUCGCCCCUCUCGGCAUCGCCCUGGGCCUCAACUGGGCCUGGUACAUGCAGGGCGACUACCUGUACACCGUCUGCCUCGUCGCCUUUGACUUUAGCGUCACCGAGGCCACCCGCAUCACGUCCCUGUACUCCUUCUGCAGCGUCAUCACCGGCUUCAUCCUCGGCUUCAUCGUCUUCAAGGUCCGCCGCCUCAAGUACUUCAUCGUCGCCGGCACCAUGCUCUUCAUGGUCGCCUUCGGCCUGCUGAUCCACUACCGAGGUUCGCCCUCCGGCCAGGGUGGCGUCAUCGGCGCCCAGGUCCUUCUCGGUAUCGCCGGCGGCAUGUUCCCGUACCCUGCCCAGGCCUCCCUACAGACCAGCCUCAAGCACGAGCACCUCGCCAUCAUGACCGGCCUGUAUCUCGCCACGUACAACAUCGGCUCGGCCUUUGGCAACACCGUCUCGGGCGCCAUCUGGACCCAGGUCCUGCCCUCGACCCUGCGGGAGAACCUGGCGCAGUUCAACAACGAGACCCUCAUCACCUACACCUACGGCCAGCCGCUGUUCGCCAUCAUCGACUACCCCGUCGGCACCCCUGAGCGCGCUGCCAUCAUCGAGUCCUACAGGCACGUCCAGCGGCUGCUCACCAUCACCGGUAUCUGCCUGACGGUCCCCUUGAUCGCCUUCGCCUUCCUCCUGAGGAACCCCAAGUUGAACGACGAGCAGACCCUGGCUGUCGAGGACAACAAUCACAUUCGCACCGGUGAGGCCCACAGCGACGAGGUGGCCACCAAGAUCUAG